AUGGCCUCCGCCUCGGAUGAGCCAAGUGUCCCAGCUGACUUGACCGGACGUGCCCAAUCCCCACUCUCCGACGACGGCGAGCGCCCCGUCCGCAAGCAACUCAAAGAGACCUCUAUCGACCCCACCCCGCAAACCACCUCCCAUACCUCGACCGCUCCUUCAGCCACGGAGAAUGGCAGCAGCAGAAAGCGCUCCUUUGAAGAAUCCCGCGACGACACCGAAGACCCCAACGAGAACGGAGACGACCGACGCAAGCGAUCGCGCGAGACUACACCAGAAGUUGCUGUGAAGCAAGAGCGCGUCAGCAUUGACAACGAAACAUACGUGAGUCUCCCUUCCUACCAGGAUUCCGAACUGGCUGCCCCUGCGAACAUGGCCUCGGAAAAAUCUUCCCUCUACUCGACCUCCGACAAGUCCUCCCUGCAUGGUGUUCCCCGAGAGUUCAGAGACACAGCCCGCAAGCUUCAAGCCAUCUCCCAGAAACUAGAGGGCAUGGCAAGCGCUCUCAUGGAAGUCACCUGGGAGCUCGAGGAACUCAUUCACCCGGGAAUCUUCGAUGGCCCCCAAUUCACCGUGCCUACAUCUGCAGUGGCUGAGCCUGUGCCUGUCAUUGGACGUCGACCAACAUUGACCCCGGAGCUAGAGGCCGAGGUCAUCGACCUUACCUCAGAGUCGGAGGUUGAGAUCAUUUCCAUUUCUUCGGAUAACGAUUCGGUGGAUUCACAUAUUGUUGAAGGAAAGAAUGAUACCAACAAGUUUUUGCAGGAUCCCAAGACUCGGUCGACCGACGCGAUGAACGACGAAUCUCCAAAAGCCCUCACAAAGAAGCGAAGCCGCGAGCAGCUUGAGGAUGGAACUUCUAAGAAGUCCACGGAUGUCGCCGUGAAGACCGAAGACUCGCCGGAGAAGAAGCGACAACGUGAUAGUUCGCAGGAACGUGAAACGAACGUCAACAAGGCAUUUGCUCAGAGCGCAUUUGGAAGCGCAUCCACGAAUUCCCCAUUUGCUUCACUUGGAGGUUCCAAGGCGCAGGAAAAUUCGACCAACGAAAAGCCGGCUUCCUCCUCCGCGUUCGCCUCCUCAACUCUCGGUUCUUUCGCCGGCUCCGAGAACUCACCAUUUAGUGCACUCGGUUCUUCAACCUCGUCUGUUUUCAAGUCCGGCACCGGCACUUCGGUCUUUGGAUCAGCCUCGGGCGCCACAGGCUUCGGCGCUCUGGGAAGCGGGUUUGCAGGAGUUGGCGGUGGAUUCGGCGCUCCUGGUAAGUCCGCCGGUCUGACCAACUUCGCAUCUCCCAAUGCCCCUGCGACCUUCGGAGAGUCGAAGCCCAAGGCAAUCGGGGCCGAGGAGUCCGAAGAGGAGGAGGAGAGUGACGAGGAGGGCGAGGAGACUAGCACCUUCGAGGCUGACAAAACUGAUGAGCGCUUCUACGAGCAGACCAUCGAGACUGGCGAAGAGGGCGAGGAGACUGCUUUCUCUUCUAAGGGUAAGCUGUUCCACUUCUCAAACGGGGAGUGGAAAGAGCGUGGCUCGGGCACCUUCAAAGUCAAUGUUCGGGAUAAAGACACCGGCAAACAGACCGGCCGCAUGAUCAUGCGCGCUGACGGCAACAUGCGCGUUAUACUGAACAGCCCGAUCUUCAAGGGCAUGAAAUGUGGCGAUAUUGCGGACCAGGAGCCCACUACUAAGCAACUCUUCCUGGCCAGCAAUGAAGAAGGUCGCACGAUUCCCCUAUUGCUGCGUGUUCCCAAUGAGGCUGUUGCGAAAGAUCUGUAUGCAAUUAUCAGGGAUAUUCUGAGCGAUGAGUGA
Molecule: messenger RNA, 1809 nt
Organism: Penicillium macrosclerotiorum
Lineage: Eukaryota; Fungi; Ascomycota; Eurotiomycetes; Eurotiales; Aspergillaceae
Exons: 5
Coding region: 1-1809 (602 amino acids)
Biological process (GO): intracellular transport
Cellular component (GO): nuclear pore; cytoplasm
Molecular function (GO): GTPase activator activity
Source: RefSeq, a predicted model, not a curated record